Molecule: messenger RNA, 973 nt
Organism: Vigna umbellata (rice bean)
Lineage: Eukaryota; Viridiplantae; Streptophyta; Magnoliopsida; Fabales; Fabaceae
Product: nuclear transcription factor Y subunit B-3-like
Biological process (GO): regulation of transcription by RNA polymerase II
Cellular component (GO): nucleus; CCAAT-binding factor complex
Molecular function (GO): RNA polymerase II cis-regulatory region sequence-specific DNA binding; DNA-binding transcription activator activity, RNA polymerase II-specific; protein heterodimerization activity
Source: RefSeq, a predicted model, not a curated record
AACGGACCCUGCUCAUUCCAUUCUUCCAUUUUCUCUUCACUCUCUCGCUGGAAGUCAACUGAAGGCAGAGUAGAGUGUUGAAUUUGUGAGCCUUCGGAAUCCGCGCUGAGUCCAUGGCUGACUCGGACAACGACUCGGGAGGAGCGCAGAACGCGGGGAACAGCGGCUUCAGUGAGUUAUCGCCUCGGGAACAGGACCGCUUCCUUCCAAUCGCCAACGUAAGCAGGAUCAUGAAAAAGGCUCUGCCGGCGAACGCCAAGAUCUCCAAGGACGCCAAAGAGACCGUGCAGGAAUGCGUGUCGGAGUUCAUAAGUUUCAUAACCGGCGAAGCUUCCGACAAGUGCCAGCGCGAGAAGCGCAAGACAAUCAACGGCGAUGACCUUCUGUGGGCCAUGACCACCUUAGGAUUCGAGGACUACGUGGAGCCUCUCAAAAUUUACCUCCAGCGCUUCCGCGAGAUCGAGGGAGAGAAGACCGUCGCCGCACGCGACAAGGACGCCGCCGCCUCCUCCUCCGUGAGCGGCUACGACUACUCCCCGUCCUCCGCCGCCGCCAUGAUGCAUCAUCCGGGACACGUCUACGGGUCCCCCGCGUUCCAUCAAGUGAGUGCCGCUCCCGUUAUGGGUAAGCCUGGACCUGGGCCUGGGCCUGGGCCCAAUUAUCCUGCCCCUGGUAGACCCAGAUAAUAGAUACACACAUAAAUCUACGUGGUCCUCCAUUUGCCACUCCUUUUUCUUAUUUCUAUAUUAAUUUUGAAAUCAUAAAACGGCAUAUGCAUGACUCAUCAUCAUAACAAAGACUAAUGCUUCAUUAAUUAAUUAUUUAAUUAAACUGUGAAGUGAAGAAAAUUGAAGGAAUUUUUGAUUUGGGUUGUGCACGCACUCUGUAAAGUUAAGACAGUGACGAGUGGGUGGGUUAGUGAUGUUACUGUUACUGUUUCUAUCACCUAUAGUGCUUCUUAAAUAUUUUCUUA